AUGGAAAAACCCGCUCCUCUUACGGAUGCUAGUUCCUCCGAGGAUAGGAGGAUCUAUGAGAAGUGGGAUCGUUCUAAUCGCUUGAGUCUUAUGAUCAUCAAGCGCGGCAUACCUGAGGCUUUUAGAGGUGCGGUGUCUAGUGAGAUCACUGAUGCUGCAAGUUUCCUUGCUGAAAUAGAGAAACGCUUUGCAAAAAGCGAUAAGGCUGAAACUGGUAUUCUUUUAAAGAAACUGAUUUCAAUGAGGUUCAGUGGCAAGGAAAGUAUAAGAGAGUACAUCGUUGAGAUGUCUAACAUUGCUUCAAAGCUGAAGUUGCUAAAGCUCGAGUUGCCGGAUGAUUUACUCGUGCAUUUAGUUCUUAUUUCUCUUCCUCCACAGUUUGGCCAAUUCUUGAUCGUGCAGAAUGAAGGACCGAAUCAUGGAAUUCGGGAUAACAACACGGGUGACGUGGAAGGUGUAGCGAAUGGUGGUGCAACACGUGGAGUUUCAAAGCUGCCUAGGAUGAAGUGGUGCCCCCGUGAUUAA
Molecule: messenger RNA, 525 nt
Organism: Phalaenopsis equestris
Lineage: Eukaryota; Viridiplantae; Streptophyta; Magnoliopsida; Asparagales; Orchidaceae
Exons: 2
Coding region: 1-525 (174 amino acids)
Source: RefSeq, a predicted model, not a curated record